Messenger RNA from Talaromyces marneffei, 297 nucleotides. RefSeq lists its product as uncharacterized. Gene Ontology annotation, biological process: mitochondrial electron transport, ubiquinol to cytochrome c. Bases 1 to 297 code for a protein of 98 amino acids. The transcript has 5 exons. The record is from RefSeq and is a predicted model, not a curated record. Lineage: Eukaryota; Fungi; Ascomycota; Eurotiomycetes; Eurotiales; Trichocomaceae.
AUGCCUGUCUACAACACCCCCUACACCCAGAACCUGCUCAAGAGAGCAUCAUACAGCCCUGCGUACCACUCCCCUUACGGACCUCAGUACACCAUUCCUGUCCACUGGCAUGGCUUAACCAUCCCUAAGGUCACCAAGGCUGCCACUAUUGCUAGCGGAUUCGGUGUUGCCGCCGGUAUUUUCGCCGUCUUCUUCUUCGGCGAAGUUCCUCGUGUCAGGAAAGACAUUCUCCAGAAACUUCCUUUCUUUGACAAGUACUUGGACCGCACCGUUCCUCCUGAGGACAGCCCCUUCUAA